Molecule: messenger RNA, 1785 nt
Organism: Nerophis lumbriciformis (worm pipefish)
Lineage: Eukaryota; Metazoa; Chordata; Actinopteri; Syngnathiformes; Syngnathidae
Source: RefSeq, a predicted model, not a curated record
AUGGCACCAAUUGGGCUAAAAACCAUAGUUGGAGAAAAAAUUCUCAAUGGUGUCAUCAAGAGCGUAAAGAAAGAUGGAGAGUGGAAGGUUCUAAUUGUGGACCACAUGAGCAUGCGCAUUCUGUCAUCUUGUUGCAAAAUGUCAGACAUCUUGGCAGAGGGGGUCACUAUUGUGGAGGACCUCAAUAAAAGCCGAGAACCAAUUUCUUGUCUGGAAGCCAUAUAUUUGAUCUCACCAAUAGAAAAGUCAGUUCGAGCGCUCAUUAACGACUUUAAGGACACGGAUUUUACUUACAAGGCAGCCCACAUCUUCUUCACCGGCACUUGCCCUGACAAUCUUUUCAAUCAAAUUGCGAGGUCGCGCAUCUCCAAGACUGCCAAGACGUUGAAAGAGAUUAACGUCGCUUUCUUGCCGUACGAGUCACAGGUGUUCUCCUUGGACCACGAAACCUCCUUCCACUCCUUCUACAGCCCCAAGUGUAAUAAAGACACGCGGGACAAAAUGAUAGAGAAUCUGGCUGAGCAGAUCGCCACCUUAUGCGACACGCUCAAAGAGUACCCGGCCAUCCGAUACCGCAACGGCCCGGAUAGGAACGCCAAGCUGGCCGAAGAGGUUUACCAGCGCCUAAACGCGCACAAAGCGGACAACCCGAGCAUGGGAGAGGGGGUGAACAAGGGGCGCUCCCAACUCCUUAUCGUGGAUCGUGGGUUCGAUCCCAUUUCGCCACUGCUUCACGAGUUGACCUUCCAAGCAAUGGCCUAUGAUUUGCUCGAUAUCCAAAAGGAUAUAUACUCUUAUCAGACAACCGGCAUCGGGAAUUCAAAAGAGAGAGAAGUGUUGCUCGAUGAGGACGAUGAGCUCUGGGUUCAACUUCGACAUCUGCACAUCGCUGAUGUCUCAACGAAAGUGACAGAGCUGCUUACCACCUUUUGUGAGAGCAAGAGGAUGUGCACCGAUAAUGCUAACAUCAAAGAUCUGUCCCAGAUGUUAAAAAAGAUGCCACAAUAUCAGAAGGAGUUGAGCAUGUACUCCACCCACUUGCACUUGGCUGAAGCUUGUAUGAAGACGUUCAAGAACUCUCUUGAUAAGCUCUGCGAAGUGGAACAGGACCUGGUGAUGGGAACAAACGCUGAGGGGGAACCUUUAAAAGACCCCAUGAAGAGCAUCGUUCCCAUCCUGCUUGACAGCGAAAUUUCUACUUACAACAAGAUCCGCAUCAUCCUGCUCUUCAUCUUUCACAAGAAAAAAGGCAUCGGGGAGGAGAUCCUAGACAAACUCAUCCAGCAUGCCAACGUGAUGACCGACAGUAACAUCAUCACCAACAUCCAGCACCUGGGCUGUAACAUCAUCACAGGGGGUGCCAACGCCGGGACAACGCUACCUGAUCGCAAAAAGCGCUCAGACAGCACAUAUCAACUCUCCAGAUGGACGCCCAUCCUCAAGGACAUAAUGGAGAACGCCAUUGAGGACAAGCUGGACAAGCGCCACUGGCCCUUUAUAUCGGACCCUGCGCCGAUUAGUACCACUCACACAACAGUCAGCAGUGCGCGUCUGGGCCAGUGGCACAACAACAGACCGCCGACAGAGUAUCACACUGGACCGAGGCUCAUUAUUUUCGUCAUCGGUGGGCUGACCCACUCGGAGAUGCGCUCGGCCUAUGAGGUCACCCGAGCCUAUGCUGGGAAAUGGGAAGUACUAAUUGGCUCCUCUCACAUCUUGACUCCGACCGGCUUUUUGGACAACCUCAAGAGUCUGGACCAGGUUCCUAAUCCUAGCGAAGAUUAG